This is a messenger RNA of Morchella importuna, 690 nucleotides long. RefSeq lists its product as uncharacterized. Gene Ontology annotation, molecular function: aldose reductase (NADPH) activity. The coding region runs from base 1 to 690 and encodes 229 amino acids. The record is from RefSeq and is a predicted model, not a curated record. Lineage: Eukaryota; Fungi; Ascomycota; Pezizomycetes; Pezizales; Morchellaceae. The transcript is spliced from 3 exons. Gene Ontology annotation, cellular component: cytosol.
AUGGCCACCCAAAUCCCCACCUUUCACCUCCCCACCGGCGCGCCCAUCCCCGCCAUCGGCUUCGGCACCGGCACUGCCUGGUACAAGUCCGAGUCCGAGCCGCUCAACCGCGUGCUGAUCGACUCCAUCAAGUCCGCGCUCGCACUCGGGUACCGCCAUCUCGACUGCGCGGAGAUAUAUGGCACCGAGCCCGAGGUGGGCGUUGCGAUCAAGGAGAGCGGGGUCCCGAGGGAGGAGCUGUUUAUUGUUGCGAAGUCUUUCAAAACCCUCGACGACCCCGAAAAGGGCCUCAACGAGACCCUCCGCAAGCUCCAGACCGACUACGUCGACCUGUACCUCAUCCACGCGCCCUUCCUCCCCCCCACCCACCCGCUCACCAUCCCACAAAUCUGGUCCCGCUUCGAGUCCCUCCAAAAAUCCGGCAAGACCCCGCUCCAUCGGCGUCUCCAACUUCACCGUCCCGCAGCUCACGUCCCUCCUCACGCACGCCACCAUCCACCCACCUACAACCAAGUCGAGUUCAACCCCUACUGCCUCGACCUCCCCCUCCUGCGCUUCUGCCAAUCGCACAACAUCCAGCUCGCCGCCUACUCACCCCUUGGCCCACUUACCAAGUUCCCCGGUGGCCCCUUGGAUGCGGUGCUGAAGCGCAUCGCGGGGAGAAGGGCCGCACGGAGUCGCAGGUGCUGA